CCAGAGCAGAGAGGACCCCCUCCUCUCCAAAAUCCACUGGUCUAAUCCACGUUAUGUGUCAGCUUGGAUAGAGGCUGAACAUUAGAAACUCUAAAGGAGAGAUAGAAGCUGCCUGUUGUGGAUAUUAUCGACCACCAUGGCUUCCACUCCCUCCGCCUCUGCCUUGUCUGCUGUCCUCCGAUGUCGGGGAAAUAUCUGGACCAGGAAUCCGCAGACCAAGCGGCCUGCCACCGCGGCGUACAGCCUCGGGCUGCCCGGAGGCUCUCCAGCUGAGCGCAGCCGGUCCAAGCAGGCGUCAGCGUGGGAGACUUUCCUCCAAGGAGACCGCGUUCUGGUGGGAACAAGUCUGACUGUGGCUUAUAAAUCGUCCCGGGUUAAUGGCAACAUAUUGAGAGGAAAAGAUUCCCGUGAAAUUAAUACAUUAUGUCACCCAAAACUUUCGCAAUCACCAGGGGACGCGCGCUCAGCUGUGCAUGGUGUCCAAAACGCGCUGGUGCGUCAGCUGGCACGCACACUGAGUUCCAACCUGCCCGGAUUGGACAAAUGCUCCCAAAUAAUUCAAAAGAUUAAAUACGACACAUAUGCUGCACACAUCUCUAACAAAGUAUUUGUUCAGGAACCCAGAGAAUUACAAUAUUUCAAAGUGUCCAUAACGUCCCCAUGUUUGUUGGGAACCGCAGGACAAAUCCCGUCUCUCGUGGUAACUGGCUGGUCAGCCCUGAAGAGCACCUGCUGCUCUCUGACUGCUCUGCUCUCACAGUUUGUGUUUUUGAAGCUGGUGGUGUUGUGGAGGUCCAGCAGCAGCCCCGGUGAUGCGCCACAGCAGCCAAACAUCAAAAACAUUGUCCUGCAGGAAAACGGACAAAUCCACAGUCCCACUGACUUCCCCUGCUCCGAGGACAACUCCAGCUCUGGACAAAUGAUCCCAGAGGACAGACCUGACUGAGAGUCCAAGGCCUCCUCACCAAACAGACACACUGUGAUCUAACCUUAUUUAUUGACUUUCCCAAAGCACAAAGCACAUUUGGACUUUAACCCAGUGAUAUAAGCAAACAUGCAGCUGUUUUUAGAGCUUUCUUUUUUUUUUUAAAGUAAGACACCAUUACUGUAACAAAAAAAUACCUAAAAUUAUGAAGCACAUGCAAAAUGUGUAGUCUUCAGUUGGAGAGUAUUCAAAGCCUCCUGGUGGAUAAUAAAAUAAUGGCAGUGCAUUUUAUUUCCAAGCUUACCCAGUUGCAAUAAAGGAAUGGAGUAAAAGUAUAAUGUUUCACAAAAUGGAAAUAUUCAAACAAAAUCUGAGUGAAAACUGUAAAUGUUGAAGUCUUUUUUAAAUGUUUACUUUUUUUUCACUGAAAUAUUUUGGAGGGAAAUAUAUAUUAAUAUUUAGUGUAUAUGCCCACAUGUUUUUAAGUAUGUGCUGAAAGUCAAGAUUGCUGGCAUCAAAAUAGUGGAACAGGUAAUUUAAAUAAUUUACUAAAAUGUAAAAGCAAAAUGUACUUCAGGCAUGACAGGUAAUAUUACUUUAUUAUUAUUAUGCAGCAGAAUUGUUGCUGCAUUAUCACAUGCUAUAUAUACAUUUGACAGCAGUAGAAGGACAUUAAACCAAGUACUGGACAAAAGUACAGUUUUGUGCCACCAACUUGAAUAUUAAUAUUCAAUGCUACUUUAUAGUUGUACUGUAUUACAUUUUAAGAGGCAAAUUAUACACUUUUUACUCUACAGACUGAUUUAUUUGACAACUACUCAGAGAUAAGUUUUAACAGAACAUUAAAAUAUUUUUUUCAUAUUAAAACUUUUACUUUAAGGCUGGAUUUUCACUUGCAUGGAGUUUUUUUACUUACUUUAAUUACUACUUAGGUACUACUUUUUUCACCGCUGAUGAUUGGAGUUUUAUGAACCUAUGAGGAGCCUUAUAAUGUUAUAGUUUGGCUAAUUUUCACUACUUGAAUACUGCUGGACUGUUUCGUGUGUAACUGGUUGUAAAAGAUAGUUGAUUACAGUUGAGUAUUUGUUUCCAUUUUGAAUGUAGUUGGUUUGAAGUAGGAUUAAAUGCAAAUUAUAGUGUGAUUACUUUUAUAAUAGGAUACUUAAAAGCUACACUCGAAUGAAUGUAUUCAGGUUUCCACUUUGUUAUUUUUUUUUACAUUUACACCCAAUGACAAACAUCACACAAACAUUCAACGAAAUAUCUAUAACAAAGGCAAAUGCGACAAAUCAAUAAAACAUGAAUUGAUUAAAUAAAAUAGUAAGGUAACAUAAACCGAAACAACACUUGGGCAGGAGCAACAUUUUAGAAAUUGCACCGUUAUAUUGGACAAGGAUGAACAAGGAAUUUCCAGUAAGUACAGGUCAUAAGCUUGUGUAAAUUGUUAUUAAGCCUGAUGAUAUGUAUAUAUAUAUAUAUAUA
This is a messenger RNA of Centropristis striata (black sea bass), 2407 nucleotides long. RefSeq lists its product as uncharacterized. NCBI's taxonomy places the organism in Eukaryota, Metazoa, Chordata, Actinopteri, Perciformes, Serranidae. The transcript is spliced from 2 exons. The coding region runs from base 137 to 946 and encodes 269 amino acids. The record is from RefSeq and is a predicted model, not a curated record.